Neltuma alba is the source of this 1430-nucleotide messenger RNA. RefSeq lists its product as uncharacterized. The coding region runs from base 85 to 1206 and encodes 373 amino acids. The transcript has 4 exons. The record is from RefSeq and is a predicted model, not a curated record. NCBI's taxonomy places the organism in Eukaryota, Viridiplantae, Streptophyta, Magnoliopsida, Fabales, Fabaceae.
GCUGGCGAAUACCAAGUAAACGACUGAUACUAUUGGGAUCGAGGAGGCCAAAGCGGAGACUUCCAUAUUGUUCAUUGACCGGUAAUGAAGGAUUCCGUCAUCGCCGGCAGCGUCGACAAAACCUCAUCAUCGGCCGGCGUCGACCUCACAAAGCCGCCGUCGUGGAGCUCCGGCGGCUCCGGCAGCCAUGGGCUGGUGAAAAGAGUGACGAAAAUGAGUGCCGUGUUCGUGGGGUUCACCGUCUUGUGGGUAUUUCUGUAUAACUCUGCGUCUCCCUUCGGCUUCCCCGUCAUCUCUCAUUACCUCACCGCCGCCAUGCCCGCCGUCACCAAGGGAGAAUAUGAUCCGAAGCUAGAGAGUGUUCUGAGACGUGCGUCGAUGGGGAACAAGACAGUGAUAAUAACAACACUAAACGAUGCGUGGGCAGAACCAGGAUCCAUAUUUGAUCUGUUUCUGGAGAGCUUUCGAAUUGGGAAGCAGACGAAGAAGCUUGCGAGGCACCUGGUGGUUGUAACCUGGGACCAGAAGGCACAUGAUCGUUGCACUGCCUUGCACCCACAUUGUUAUCGCCUUGAAACUAGCGACAAUUUCACCAAUGAAGCUUUCUUCAUGACCCCAGGUUACCUCCACAUGAUGUGGAAGAGGAUUGAGUUUCUGGGCUCUGUCCUUGAGAUGGGCUACAGCUUUGUCUUCACGGAUACAGAUAUAAUGUGGUUUAGAGACCCAUUUCCUAGAUUUUACAAGGAUGCAGAUUUCCAAAUUGCUUGUGAUUACUUCCAUGGGAACCCACAAGACAUGAGGAACAUGCCAAAUGGAGGAUUCACUUAUGUGAAAUCUAACAACAGAACCAUAUGGUUCUACAAGUUCUGGUACAAUUCAAGGAAACUGUACCCUAAACUUCAUGACCAAGAUGUGCUCAACAGGAUCAAAUGGAACCCCUUCAUCUCCAGCAUGAAGCUUCAGAUCAGGUUCCUGGACACUGCUUAUUUUGGUGGCUUUUGUCAGACUAGUAAGAACCUUGAUCAGGUCUGCACCAUGCAUGCCAAUUGCUGCAUUGGCUUGGAAAACAAGAUCAAUGAUCUUAAGAUCUUGCUUGAGGAUUGGAAGAAAUAUAUGGCUUUGCCUCCUCAAGAUGAUCGUAAUUCAACAACUUCACCUCUUCCUCAUUGGACUGUUCCACAAAGUUGCAGGAACUUAUUUGAUUAAUGCCUUCUGCGACGUCCCAUCUUCUCAAUUUAUUUUUAUUUUUCUUUUAAUCAUUAGCUUGUAAAUAAAAAGAGAGACAUUUUAGUAUUUUACAGUUACCAAGUGAUAUAGCUGUAAUAUGUUUUCUUUACUUCUUUACCAUUGUUAGAAGUGCCAAAGCUGGACAAUUUCAUGAUAUUUGUCUAUGAAACAUUGAAAAAAAAAAACUACACCGCUUCAUAUAA